CAACAUCACCCGAGAAAAGAACUUCGUCCACCACGAAAGAAAUAAUAUCCUCGCCACCAAAAACACCAAAAACAAAAAAGACCAAAGCUUCGACGAUAGAUCAAGAAAAUGGACUCACACAACAAAAGAUCAUAAAAGAGACUCCUCAACGUGAUGCAUUGACUGACUUAUCAAUGAUACCACAGAAUCUGAUGAAUGGGAAUUUAACCAUGGAACAAGUUCUGGAAAAAGAUCCCAAACCGCGAAAGAAGAAGAAUAAAGCCGUCCCGUGUCAAAAACACACUAAAUUUAUUAAUGCUGCCUUACCAAUUUCAAAUACACAUGUCACAAUUAACAUACCUACACCUACACCUACACCGCGUAAAAUAGCAAUAACUAAAAAACGUCGCAUGGAAGAAAUCCAUGAUUCGACCACAAAACCCGAUUACUCAUACGCGGCUAUGAUCGCUCAAGCGAUUCUUCAAUCGCCAGGAAAAAAGGCGGCCCUGAAUGAAAUCUACACUUGGAUUUCUAAGAACUACCCAUAUUAUAAACGAGAAGAAAAAUCGGGGACGGGAUGGGAG
Ambispora gerdemannii is the source of this 563-nucleotide messenger RNA. The record is from the annotation of a GenBank genome assembly. Lineage: Eukaryota; Fungi; Glomeromycota; Glomeromycetes; Archaeosporales; Ambisporaceae.